Molecule: messenger RNA, 1825 nt
Organism: Ceratotherium simum simum (southern white rhinoceros)
Lineage: Eukaryota; Metazoa; Chordata; Mammalia; Perissodactyla; Rhinocerotidae
Source: RefSeq, a predicted model, not a curated record
UUUCCAUCUGUAAAUCUUAGGGAGCACCAUUGACCUCCUAGGGGAGACCUUGACCAUCAUAUGUAACAGAUUCAACUUGAAUAUUCUCAACAAUCAGUUACCAAACUUGCUCUAGAUUGCUAAACUGAGAAUGAGACAUUGGGUCUUGGCAAUUCUAACAGUUCUUAUAUAUUCCACAGCAGCUAAGUUUUGCAAAUCUUCCUGGGGCCUGGAAAAUGAGGCUUUAAUUGUGAGAUGUCCUAGACAAGAAAGAUCUCGCUACCCGGUAGAUUGGUAUUACUCAGAAACCAACAGAAAUAUUAUCACUGAGCAAAGAAAUCACAUAUUUGCCUCAAGGGAACGUCUUAAGUUUCUCCCAGCCAAAGUCAAUGAUUCUGGAAUUUAUACUUGCAUAAUCAGAAGUUCUACCGUCAAUAAGACUGGAUAUGUGAAUGUCACCAUAUAUAAAAAACAACCAGAUUGCAAUAUUCCAGAUUAUCUGAUGUAUUCAACAACAUCUGGAUCAGAAAAAAAUUCCAAAAUAUAUUGUCCUACAAUCGACCUCUACAACUGGACAGCGCCUGUUGAGUGGUUUAAGGAUUGUAAAGCUCUUCAAGGGUCAAGAUACCACACACACAGGACAUUUUUGCUGAUUGACAAUGCAACCAGCAAGGAUGCAGGUGAUUAUACGUGUAAAUUUAUGCACAAUGAAAAUGGAGUCAGUUACAGUGUGACAGCAACCAGAUCGUUCACAGUUAAUGAUGAGCAAGGAUUUUCUUUGUUUCCAGUAAUUAUAGCCCCUCCACAAAAUGAAACAAAAGAAGUGGAAAUAGGAAAAACAGCCAACCUCACUUGCUCUGCUUGCUUUGGGAAAGGCUCUCAGAUCAUGGCUUCCGUCCUGUGGCAGGUGAACAGAAGCAGAGUUGGGGACGUUGGUGAAGCAAGAAUUCAAGAGAAGCAAGACCAAAACCAAAGUUGCCUUCUUAGUUCUAGCAAUGAGCUGACUUGUCUAAACACCGUGCUGACAAUAGCUGCUGUGACAGAAGAGGAUUUAUCGCUGAAGUACGAGUGUUUGGCCCUCAAUUUGCGUGGCUUGAGAAGGCACAGCAUAAGACUAAGGAGGAAAAGUCCAACUGAUCAUCAAAGCACCUACUACAUACUUGCAGGAUUUAGCAUAUUGUUAAUGCUAAUCAACGUCAUGGUGAUAAUGUUAAAAGUAUUCUGGAUUGAGGUUAUUCUGCUCUGGAGAGACAUAGCCAGACCUUACAAAACUAGGAAUGAUGGAAAGAUCUAUGAUGCUUAUGUUAUCUACCCGCGGAACCACAAAGAUAGUCCAGAGGGGACCAGUUCUGUGGAGUACUUUGUUCACCAGAUUCUGCCUGAUGUUCUGGAAAAUAAAUGUGGCUAUAAAUUAUGCAUUUAUGGGCGAGAUCUGCUACCUGGAGAAGAUGCAGUCACUGCAGUGGAAACCAACAUACAAAAGAGCAGGCGGCACAUUUUUAUCCUGACUCCUCAGAUCGCGCACAGCAAGGAGUUUGCCUACGAGCAGGAGAUCGCCUUGCACAGUGCCCUCAUCCAGAAUGACUCCAAGGCAAUUCUUAUUGAAAUGGAGGCUCUGAGCAAGCCAGGCAGACUGCAGUUUGGGGAGCUUCAAGACUCCCUAAAGCACCUCGUGAAAGUGCAGGGUACCAUCAAGUGGAGGGAAGACCACGUGGACAGCAAAAGGUCCCUGAAUUCCAAAUUCUGGAAGCACGUGAGGUACCACAUGCCUGUGCCAAGCAAACCUCCAAAAAAGACCUCCAGUUUGGCUUCCUUGAGUGCCCACCGGCAGGAGUGCUUGAUUUGA